Molecule: messenger RNA, 2319 nt
Organism: Pseudogymnoascus destructans
Lineage: Eukaryota; Fungi; Ascomycota; Leotiomycetes; Thelebolales; Thelebolaceae
Exons: 2
Coding region: 91-2205 (704 amino acids)
Source: RefSeq, a predicted model, not a curated record
UACAAAUUUACGAAAGCAAACAAUACACCACAUAAUGGGUUAAUCAAACAUAUUUAUUGACGAUUAAUAUUGUUUACACCCUUUGUUACAAUGGCCGUCAUGGAUAUCAAUGUAACCCCCCCGACAAAGGCCGAAACUUUCGUUCCUGAGCGUCCAAGAAAGAAGAUAAAGACUUCUGAACUCCCACUCUCCUCAUCCACGAGAAGUGCUAUUGAGUCACUUUCACAUACUUUCAAGAAGAAGGGGAACUAUGAUGCACUUAGAAAGCAAGUCUGGGAGACUCUCCAAACGAGCGACUUUGAAACAAAGUUAAUCGACUCGAUUACAAAGGUCGCGGAGAAUGAGUUGGAGGUGAACCAGAGUCUUCUGUCAAGCAGUCGUGGCAAAGCAGCUAUUCUGAUAGAGGGUGUCAUUGACCGCAGUGGGAUAUACCAGGAGGCUGAGGCGCAUAUCAAGAGACUACUUGAAGAUCAUGUGGGAACGAUUGAAGAGGGGAUACGGGCAAUUCGACGUAACGAUGUUGGUGAAGAAGCCGCAGCAGAAGAGGAAGCAAGAGGCAGUAAGACGGACGAUCAUUACGCCGAAGAGGCUGCCACCCGCCGACAAGAACGCGAAAAACUCAGAGAGGAGCUACGAGAAAAGGAGCGGGCCAUCGCAGAAGAAAGGAGGAAACUCGAAAAGGCGCGAAAGAGAGAAGAGGAGCGAAAGAGAGAGGCCGAAGAAGACAAGCGACGAGAGGAGCGCGAGACAAGGCGCAAACUUGAGCGUGAAUCAGACCGAGAACGGGAGCGCCUCAGAGGCGUUGGUGAUUAUAGUCGCGACAGAUCUCGUGACGGAGGGCGCAGGAAACGGAUGGAUGAUUCAAGAGAUGAGCGCAAGCCUACCGCAAAGGCUAAUCUGUCACGCGAAGAAGUCGACCGGCUCGAGCAGGAAGCACUUGCCAUGCUUAUGAAGGAGGGGAAACGAACAUCGCAGCGAUCCAGACAUCAACUGGAGCCUGAAGUGGAUGAAACCUUGGCUCCUCCCCCAAGGAAGGCCAUGCCCGCUUCUGCAAUCAAACCAAUAUCCCGCGAUGCACAAACCAAGAAAGAGGCUAGUACGAAACCAAGUCAAAGUUCUGGCGGCGCUACCAAAAGUUCAUCGCAUGCCGCGGAUGAGGUGGACGUAGAUGGCAAGAAAAGAGCACGGGCAAGAAGUCGAAGCAGAGACCCUAUCCACUCUCGUCGCGAUAGUCGAGACAGAGGUGGCUAUUCUCGACGCAGCAGCAGAGAUCGUGAUGAUCACCGAAAUAGGAGCAGAGACAGGGCUGAUGCUAGAGAUAAGGAUAGAUCUUCAAGGCGGGAUAGCAGAGACCGUGAUGAUCGACGUCGACGCGACAGUCGAGACACUGAGGACCGACGAAGGCGUGACAGCAGGGAACGGAGCUCUAGAGACCAUAGGGACCGAGAUUCGCGCCGUGAUCGAGAUAUAUCCCGCGAUCCCCGUGAUGAUCGAAGAAGCUAUAGGGACCGAGACUUGGGCAGGGAUAGUCGCUAUCGUAGCCGAACGCCACCACGACGUGAAUUUAAGACCGCAGAAGAGAAGAAGCAAGAAGCAGUUAAGCAGCGUGAGCUCGAGGCCAAAGCCUACCUGGCGGCCCAGCAAGAAGCCAGAGAAAAAGGCCUCCCGAUCCCUGGACUCGACAAGCCCAAGUCGGAUGCGUUCACACGGCCAAAUUGGCGUAGUCGUGACGAGCUCCCAGAUACUCGCAAGCGAGAUGCCGACUCCGCGGGCUUAGGCUCUUCGAGCCUCCCAAGAAAGAGGGAGUCGAGCGCCAGAAGCCCGUCGCGGGCAUCAAGCGUCAGGCGUGACAGAAGCCCCGCUGUCGUCUCGAGCCGAAGUCCGGUCAUAAAGCGCGAAGCAAGCACCCUCCGCGAUGCUGAUCGUGAUAAGGAUAGAGACUCGCGCCGACAUCGCAAUUCUAGCCGCCGGCGGUCUAGGUCACGGAGCCGUAGCCGCACUCACCGCAGGGAGAGAAGUCGAGAUACGGGCCGCGAUAAGGACAGAGCUCGGAGUCGAAGCAGAAGCCGGAGCCGCCACAGGAGGAAGGAAGUCAGAAGGGAUCGAAGCCGGAGCCGCGACCGUGAUUCUACGAGGAGAUACAGGAGUCGGAGCCGAAGCAGGGAUCGGGAUAGGGAUGACAGGAGGUCGUCUCGCAGAUACUAAGGGGAGAUGUAACAUUGAUUGAAUCACGGCUGAUGAAUUACGAAUAGUGCCAGUGUUUGUAUUAAAUACUUGAAGGCUGUCAUUGUAAGACUAGAACCUAAUGCUAAUAACAAG